Messenger RNA from Rhagoletis pomonella (apple maggot), 9831 nucleotides. RefSeq lists its product as uncharacterized. The transcript has 7 exons. NCBI's taxonomy places the organism in Eukaryota, Metazoa, Arthropoda, Insecta, Diptera, Tephritidae. The record is from RefSeq and is a predicted model, not a curated record. Bases 1 to 7650 code for a protein of 2549 amino acids.
AUGGCCGCCGUUCAACGUAAAUUGGUUCACAAGCAAUUCAAUUCCCCAAUCGGAUUAUAUUCGCAGCAAAAUGUCAAUGAGACAUUGAGUCGUGAGCUGAAGGCUUUCGGCGCAGAUGGGAUUGAAGUUGACCCAGAAAUCUCUAAGCCAUUGAACUUGGCCAAUUCGGCUGUGCUGCGCGCCGUUGAAGAAGAAGAGCAAAUGAAGUGCGACGUUGCUUGCAAACGGCAGAGUCGCCCACGGCAGCGCCGACUCCACCCUCCGGAGUCGGACUACUAUCAGCAGUACUACGAACAAGCCUUGCACACACCGGUGCACCAACAGCAGUUGGAACAAAUCAAAACGCAGUACCUGUACCAUCAGCACGACAUCACCAUCGACCGUGAUACCGUAUUGAAGAUAAAUCGUCUUGCCACACGCAGGAAUUUACAUAAACGCGACCACAGCUGGCCGCCUCCGAGCAGUGAUUACGCAGUGCAGGGAGAGGUAGUCGAUGUGCGGACUGGCGAUGCGGCAGCGUGCCGUGAUGGAACGCAAUCACUCACACAUUCACGCAGUUCUUCGAAAGACCAGCAGACCAUGAGCACUAGCUGCAGCAUCUGCAACAACAAUGCCGUACACUUUGCGGAGAGCGUUUGUAAGCGGCACGGUAUCGAUGCGAUACGUGAGAAAUUCAAUAGUCCCACGCGAAUAAUUGAACCGACGCCCACCGAGUUGCGGCAACGCAAUAAAAUGGAGCAAUUGCAAUUGCAAAAGCAAAAGGUUCAACAAAAUGCGACAAAUAAAUCAGCGCGUGUCGCCGUUAGCUCCCGCGAGACGCGCGCCAACGUCUGCACUGUUGGCACCGGUGCGACGCAACAAACAUUGACAAAUGUGCACAAUAACAUGGCCAAUACAUCAUCGGUCAAUGCGGCUGCAGAAUCUUUUAGCGACACAAAAAAAACUAGCUGGCCUGCAGCCAUGAACAAGGAUGUGGAUGGUGAAGCACUGACUGAUGUCGCCACCACUAGCAACGACUACGAUGAUGUAGAUGACUAUAAUACGCCGGUGGCGCGUGGCUUCUCCGCACCCGAAACCAAAGCGGCUGACGUGAAUGUCGGGCUGGUAGAGCCACGUUGCCAUUACUUCGAACAAUUAGCGCGUCGUGAGGGUGGCGCACCUAAAAAAUGGCACAGUUAUGACAAUAUUGCCGCAGCCACGGCGGUGCAGCAACCAAUCACCGCCACAGAAAAUACUACAAAAACCGGCAUCAAUAAUAAUCGACAAUCACAAUCGCUAGAUCGAGGGCGCACGCAGCAACAGCGUAGACGCGAACAGUUGCCGCCACUGAAACCACGCUUCGGCGGAGGAGGAAGUAGUGGCAACAGUCCCGCAGCGCGUAUUACACCAGCGAAUAGCGUCACGGAAGUCAAUAUAAUGGCAUGUAAUAGCCAUGACUCUGCCGCUGGCAGUGGUCGAGCUGCAGUGACAAAACCAACAGCACCGACGGGCAAUUCAUCAAAAUCGGGUGGUGGGAUAUCACCACGGAUACAGCGGCGAGCUAUUAAAUUGGCUACAGAAAUAAAAAUUUGUUACAAUGACAUGGAUGCUGAUGAAGGGCCUGAUGCAGCUGCUAGUUAUCGCAACGAUAGGGGCGUCAUGGCUGCCGGUGACAAGCGUGAUUUGCGAGCUAAAGAAGUAGCAGCCGCAGAGCAACAAAACGUGUCGCGCACAUACGCAAUGGGCGAAAAUAUUUCGGGCGCAAAGUCAAUUAAAGCGCGGCAGGCUAGCGAUCUGGAGCACAUACCGCUGCCACCAACGCCACAAGAUGCGAAAGAAGCGACGCAGACGGAAAAACAUACGACAAGAUGUAAAAUUGGUGAUGCGAGCUCAGCGCGCACAUUUGAAGUACAAGGCACUCAAAAGCAAUUACAUCAAAAGCAGCAGAAGCAACUAAAACAGGAGCAUCGUAGUAGCAAAGAAAAUAACUUGAGGCAAUACACACCACACACAGCGCGCAUCAUACCUAUCGACGUAGAGAAGGACAAUGUCACACCGCACACGGCCAAAUAUCAGGCCACGCCGCGUCGCGACCUAAGCACCGUUAGCGCAGACCAACUCUACGAUGACGCCUGCAUCUACUUACGUUCUAUAGAUUUAGAAGACCGCACGGUGGCAUACAUACCAGCCGCCAUUACCAUAGUCCCCUCGCCGACGGAGGAGAUGCUAAGGCAAUGGGGUGCGGGCGAUCAGCCGCAGAACCUCAAAGCGGGUAUAGUAACGCGGCGAGAGCAGGAGAAGCCCAUAGCGCGAUCAACGGACGCUAUGAAGCAAACAACGCCAACACCACCAUCGCCACCAGUCACUCAACGCAGCUCAUCGCUCACCAUUGCCAGUACACCAAGGCAAGUGGCGCACAAACAAUCAGCGAAACAGAGUAGUUUAUUGAAAAUGCCAACAGCGGCAGCAACGGGCUUUUGCAGCGGCAACUAUGCGACCACUAAUGAAAAUUUAAGGCAGUCAACCGCUGGCGCUGCAAGCAGUGGCAAAAAUAUUAAUAACCAGCGCGACGAUAGUGCCAAUAAAAUGGAUAAAUUUUCGGAAGUGUCAAAUAAAGCACAUCAAAUAGAGUGCAUACCACAUGCCACCCAAACGCCCACAUACAAUACCGCAGGCGCAGGGCAUCAAUCGAGCCACAGAACAGGACUGCGUAAUCGCCAACCACAAAAGCCACUAAGAACGGCUGCAAAAGCCAACGAAAAUGAAGUUGCCAAAAGUAAAAUCCAUGCAACAGUAGCACAGCGAGGCCAACAGAAAACGCGGCUCGAGCGCCCUCGUGGCAUUUAUUACACUGAUGGUGAGUACUUGUAUGGUCCCUUUGGAGAGACGCCUGAUGAGUGUGAAAAUCCGGUCACACCGAGAAUGGAGAAGGCAACAACAACAGAACCAUUGAAAUCCGGUAUAGCCGCAAGUGACAAGCAACGAAACUGUGUUGAUGGAAAUGAGUGGGAAAUGAGCAGCAAUGCGUUGAAAGCCCAGCAGCAGCAGCAGAAGGGAUUGGACAGGCAACAGCGCAUAACAAUGCCCACAGCGGUGAUUUCGAAAGCGCCAGCGCCAAGGCCAAUAUCAGAACUAUUGGCAGUGUCAGCACCAGCGCAACAAGAGGAAAAUGCAGUCGAAAUUGCGGCGCUCGAGGCGAAAUAUGGACUCUUUCAGCAAUCUAUAGCAGAACACCUUAGACAGAUUGACGCUUAUAUGGAGAAUGCAAAAUUGGCGCUUAAUCGCAGCUUACCGCUACAAAAACACGAGGAUGAGCAGCCAGGUGACAAAGGACAGCAGGCAUUGCAACAGCCACGUGCAAUACAGCAACAAAUCGAAACACAACGCAAACCAUCUCAGCCAUUAGAUAAACAAGCUGCAACAACCGCACUGCCGCCACUGGAAAGUCCGCUGCAAACACUUGCCCGCCAGUUGCUACCAAAACAGGAGCUGCAUGUGCUUGACGCCGCGGCUGACAAUACGGCGGUAUCGGCAACACUCAUACGCCCUGUUGUACUCGAAAAUAUGCCUGUGGUUGAGCAGGCACUGCAGGAUUUGUCUGACAUAAAGGUGGAUAGUGUAGAGCCGAAAAGCAAAGUGGCUAAACUAGCUGCCAAGCAUGUGCCACUGAGCUCAGUGAGGCAAGUAGAUACCGCCGUUGAAGGCGGCAGCAUGCUACAGCCGUUAAUGCGUCGCUUGAUUGCGGUACCCACUGUCACCCCUCACGCGCUGGAUGCGGGUAAUGCGCUGCAGUUGUUGACUGUCGAACAUCACUUUGCGCCCACGGCAACGUGGCCCAAACGUGUGACAAUAUUGGAAAAUCUUGAGGAAGUGAGUGUAGCUGCUGGGCGCAAACCCACAAAUAUCGUCCUAAUUGAAAUUGAAGAGGACGAUAAGCUGCCAAAUGUUACCGAUGAGAUUGCUGUGGUAAAUGACAAAAUUGAUGACAGCGAUAAUUGCGAGCGUGCUACAGAUAACAUCAGUCGUAAUGACAUUUCUGAGCUGGAAGAUAUUGAAACCAAUGCCGAAGUGAUUAAGCCAAAUGAAAAUGGAAAUUUCGAGAACAUACAGUGUGCGGCAAGUGAGCGCAGCGGCAAAAGGACGGCAGGACAGGGAGUUAGUAAUAGAAAAUCUGGUGACGCAAUUCAAACAAAAAUUGGUGAUAAGGCAGUGGCUGAAGGCGGAAAAGCAGUUGCCGCCCCUGAGCAUGUGGUCGAUGUCGUAGCCAAUUAUGAGCAAAUAGCCCAAGUGCAGCACAACAUGCCAACACCGGCAAUAGCAAAAACAACCGCAGCAACUUCAAUGAAGCAGCAAGGACAGUGUGAUGAGCAAUCACAAAAACAACAACCAAAUCAGCAGGUUGAGCCAGCCAAACUACUACGGGAAAGUUGGGCUGUCGGCGCCCUAAGACCCAAAGAUAAACCUGCAGCAACCACAACGCAAUCUGCACCCACCACACCUGUACCAAGACGACGCACAACUUCCAUUGCAGUGGAAGGAAAAGAUUCAACGACAAGCAAAACCACAACACAAACAGCUGCAAUGCUAGCAGAUAAAGGAGGAGAUUUACAGCUCGGGCCCGAAUCCCACCGUUGCUUGAAUGAGUCACUGCAAAGACAACAGCAGCACGUACGACUGCAGCAGGAGCAGCAACUGCACCGGCUAAAGCAAUCACAGCAGGCUUCCCAGACACCGGUAUUGCCUACACCACCACUCCGCGCGGGCAGCUUGCCAAAAGAGUUAUGCAAAAAUGUGGUUACCGGUUAUAUUUCUACGCAUCAAUCGCAGGAGCAGCUGGUCGAACAGGUGAUUGAUGUGCUGCAGCACGAUGCGACCACGGAGGAGCUCGAAGAAAAGCACAAGCCUGCAAAGCAGCAACAGCCGCAUGGAGAACAAGCACCAGGCGAGCGUGAAGAAGCGACCAACAAUCAGCUUAAAAUUGGCGUUGAAAACAAAACCUCAAAUCAAGAUUGCCUACGAACUGACUUAGUUGAGGAACAACAGCAAGCAGCCGGCUGUGUUACGCAACAACUAAGUCAACAGCAAUCAGCAAGUGUGCCAAUAAUGAAAAGUAAGCGAAAAUUAUGCAGCCAACAAGGCGCACAGUCAACGGAAAGCUCGGUAGACACCAAAUCAGCGCGCAGCACUGUGGCGGCAGCAGCGGUCGCAGCAGCAGCAUUGGCAGCACAAAAGGUGCCGAAAGAAGAGACAAAACUAAAAACUACAUGCGAUGAGAAGUGCAGCGAACGAGUUAUAACUGGGCAGCGUGGCAAAUUAAAACUGCACAGCCAGGCACAAAAGGACGCUGGUACAAAUGUGCCGCAGCAGGAGGACACCUUCGACACAUACAAAGCCACCUACGAGAUACCAAGCCCCAUAUUUAAACAGCAACUCGCAUGGCAGACGUUGGUAGAUGUGCCACAAAAGGUUUUGAGCGGACGUACUGCGCUCACGUCCGCCACUUCUUAUAGAGCAGAGAGACAAAAGAGGGACAAUGAAGUGCAAAUUGAUGCAGUUAGCCAGACAACAAAGACAAAAGCGGCAGCAGUAAGUGAAAACAAUCAGUCGCAUCCAUCGCCGCUGCAGUCAUUCAAACAGCAAUCAACGACUUCGCGCUUGUCCCCAGCUCAGUCAAUUGGAAGCGAGCGCACACGUACCUCCGCACAGCAGCCACAUCGCAGCGGCUCUCGCAGUCGCUCCCCGAGUCCGUACCCAACACGUGGCAGCCGCUCACCCACACGCAAAUACCCGGCUGCAUUAAUUGAGCCUCAUCCGCCCAAGCGUGCAGCUUCACCUUUUGGACUCAAUCCGCUUGACAUUACCGAAUUGAUUGAUGAAGCUGCUGAAAGUCAUGCUGCAGCUGAUGUAGAUAGUGGUGCCGCAAAACGGAUGGAGUUGGAAGAAGCUGCAGCAAUUGGCGCCAGUACCGAUGCGAGUACGAAUUUAGCCGAAUUUGUGCCGCAGUUGGAGGGUCACAAUGUUGGUUUGUUGGUGCGUGCGCCUAUCACCGAGCAGCAACAGCGCAUUGUUGUGCUACCCAAGCAAAUUGAAAUGGGCAAUGCACUCACGCACAGCGCGGUCACGCAUUAUGCUGAUGCAGAGGCCAGCGCGGAGGAUGACAAUGACGGCGGUCAUGAUGAGCAGCCACUACAGGCAGAGUCUCGACGCUACUACAAAAAAUACAAAACUCGAACAGUAACAACAGCAACACUAAAAACAACUCUUUCUUCCACACCAGCUCCUUCAUCAUCGGCGACGUCUUCAUCAUCAGCACAAAAUAUAGGUGCAAUGCCUGUGAACAAGUCGCACGAUGUCGAGUCAGAAACAACAGCCAAACAAACACAGACUCACAAAGCAACACUCACACAAGCACACUUAAUAGCUGACAGCAGCGUAACUGAUUUAGCCUCCACCGCAACGGGGAAAUUGCGAGUACCGGCUCAAUUGCAUGAGUCCUGCGCCCAGCCUGCGCAUCAAAAGGGAUAUCAGCAAGAGGAAGUUGCACCCGCCAACAGCAGUCAGCUACAAAGCCGGGAUGUAAUCGGGGAUCCAGCUGCGAUGUUGCAUCAUCAGUGCACCACAUUGCCACGUGAGAGUGGCAUAAUUAAUCGUUCGUUCGAUAAUGUUUCACCGCGUCCGUACAUCACCGUUGAAGGUUAUAAGCGCGUUGCUUGGCCACCCGUAUCGGAAGAGCGUGUCGUUAGGGAAUUCACGCCACAACCAACAUCUGGUCAUUAUCCUGUAUCGGGUUCGCAACAACAACAACAACCACCAGCGCAACAGCAUCAGCCACAACACUUGCAGCAGCAGCAGCAGCAGCAACAACCACCAUCUCAUUAUCAACAACAACAACCGAACGCUGCGCCAGCCAACCAGUAUCGUGCCACAUCAUACGAUCAAUAUCAACCUCAACCUCAACAAUAUCAGCCACAUCAGGGCUCACAGCCUCCUUAUAGCCAACAGCCCUACUAUCAGCCGCCGCAGCAGCAGCCAUCUUGGGCGCAUAAUCAGCCAAUUCAGCAAUAUCAGACAGUGCAGGCGCCUUAUCAACAGGCACCGUCUCAACAACAACAACAAUAUCAAGCGCCUCCUCCAUCUAAUUAUCAAUCGCAACCAUAUCAUCAACAACAAUAUCAAGCACCUCCUCAACAUCAACAACCACAACCCCAGCAAUAUUCGAAUGUGCCACAAUCCAAUCAAUAUAAUUCUUAUUCACAGCCUCAACAACAACAACAACAACAACCACCCGUUGGCCAAGAUCAGCCCGAUCGUCGUACACCGGCUCAACAACAACCUCUGCCACAAGAUUAUCGCGGCGGCAGUCCUGGAAUAAUUACGUUGCGCAAGGAGGCGCCUGUAACGCAGAGGCCAGCACCGGUUUACAACUCACAACCAGCGGCCGUUAGCUUUCAAGGAGGCACCAACAUGCGCGGUGACUUGAAGUGGCCACCACCGGAAUACAAGGAAGCCGCGGUGCGGGAAAACGAAGAACGCCGCAAAUUGGCUUUGGGACCGGUAUGCCGCCCACGGAAAGUCAAUCGCGACUAUACAUCGUUCUUUUCUAAAAAUGCACUGAACAGCUACUAUCCCAGCUACAAAGUACCACCAGGUACACAGCAUAUGUUGGCCUAAAAAAUAUGGAAUACACAGCUGGAAUGAAAGACCCUGCAAGCAAAGGAAAAACACAAAUAAAACAAAAUAAAAAAUAUAUUACAAUGAAAAAAUACCACAAAAAAAUAUAUGAAAGAGAGAAAAAUAACGAACAAAAAAAUGUUACUAAUUGUACAUUUUAACGAAAUGAAAGAAACAUCAACUAAUCACGAACUAACCAAAAAUAAAGCCCUCAAUGGGUAGAUAACAAAUUAUAGAAUUUUAUUUAUUAUUUACUUAUAUUAAUUAUGAAGCAUAAAAAAUUAAAAAAAAAACUACGCCAAAUAUAAACUAACGAAUUUUGUUCUCAAAUCUGUACAUUAUGAAACAAGGAGACGAAAGAAGAAAAAAAUAGAUCCCUUAAGGAAUAAACCCAAUGCUAUGGAGUGAGUAGAAAUCUCAGAGGAGCUCUACGGCUGUACGGCUGUGCUCAACGAAGCUGGGGUACGUUAAAAACUGCAAAUUGAUACACGGUACUUGACACCUACAACAACUACGCGUGCCACGGAUUCAAUGAAACACAAGCUGUAAUAGCGGUAAUGAACUGCCAUUGCACUUUUAUUUUGUAUAGUUAAAAAGUUUUUAUUAUUUAAAAUGUUUUUAUUUCUUCCUUUUUUAUUUUACAACACGAAUGUGGUGAAUUUUUUGGAUUGCCAGCAUUUACAUGUACGAAAGUAAGUUUAAUGCUGGCGGAAAAAAUUGAAAUUUUUUUUAAACUUAGAUAUAGGAAAAACCAAACGACGUCCACUCGAUGUAAAUUAGUUUUGUAUACAUAAAUACUUGGAAGCUUGCGGAGGUGAGUACGCUCACUUUUGUAGGUGAAAAACGUACAAGCGCGUUCUUGCAAAAUCGGAACGCAAAAAAAAUGAGUUUUCAAAUUCAAAUUUUUAAUUCAGCUGGUACUCUUAAUACCAAUUAAAACUCGAAAGAGGAAAAUAUCACAACUUUAAACUGAAAACUAAAGAAAUUUAAAAAAAAUAAAAUCUUUGUUGCGAACUUUGGCUUACCGAACUAUGGUUUUAAGUGAUUUUGACACAACGGAUAAUUUUUUAAUGCUAACAACUUCUUGGAAAAGUAAAACCCUCUGAAGUUGUGUUUUACUUUGUUUUUUUUUUUUUUUAAUUUGGUUCAUGGUUUAAUAAAAUGUGAAAAUAUUUUAUUUAUUUUAAUUUUAAACUUGUUAUUGCAUAAUGAAAAAAAAAUCUAAAAAAAAAAUAUAAUAAAUAAUAAUUAAUAUAUUAAAAAAUAUAUUGAAUAUUAGUUUUCUCCAUUUAUUAUUAAGUAAAAAGAGCAUACCUAGUAACUAGUAAAAGCAGCCGGUUCGACGAACAGCACCAGGUUGCCAACUUUAGUUCUUAAGCGUAUUAAAGAAAUAGAAAAAAAAAAAACAUACUAUACACAUAUGAAUGUGUACAUAUAUAGGGAAGCAUAUUCACAGGAGCAGCGUAAACUUACGCACGAGCUUUCACUUCUGCUUCUGUGUGUUUACAAACACUAAGCUAUAUUUACAUAUAAAUACACAAAAAUGUGAAAGCUAUGUAACAAUUUAGCUUAUAUACAUACAUAGCUAUUGGAUGCUAUUAAGAAAUAUACUCAAACAAUUAAACAUCACCCAAAAUUGAGCAAAAAAAUUUUGAGCGAAAAAAUAUUUAGUUAGACAAAAAAAAACUUUGUCGGCACACUCAUUGCAUUAACGCCUUUUGUGCCUUUUGGCGUGGCUACCUACGGCAGGUGAGCGUACGCCCUGCAGACUGUAACUUUUUAACACCGAGGAUGCCAUUAUAGCCUUUAGGGCCCGCCAGCUUGCCUUAAGUUUGCUACGCCCGAUCGCACUUUUGAGCGUCUAUACUGAACAUGUAAAUGAAAUAAAGAAUUUAUAAUAUAUUUUUUUUUUUCAUAAAUCCAACAAUCUCACAUACAUAUAUAUAUUCAAAUAUGCACAUCUUAUGUGUGUAUUUGUAUUUUAUAGUAUGCACUCGAAACGAACUACCGGCAAAUUCGUACUGGCUUUACGACUCGAUUAUGACAAAAAAUAUUUAAUAUUACUUUAUUGCGAAAAACAAACAUACAUACAUAAGUAUGUAUGAGAACACAUAGCGAAUGAUUUAUCUACAUCCCCAAAUCAUUCAAUAUGAAAAACACGGAAAAUCUCUAAAAAAAAAA